This is a messenger RNA of Rhea pennata, 3855 nucleotides long. RefSeq names its product beta 3-glucosyltransferase (gene B3GLCT). The record is from RefSeq and is a predicted model, not a curated record. Gene Ontology annotation, cellular component: membrane. Bases 957 to 2468 code for a protein of 503 amino acids. Gene Ontology annotation, molecular function: acetylglucosaminyltransferase activity. The transcript is spliced from 18 exons. NCBI's taxonomy places the organism in Eukaryota, Metazoa, Chordata, Aves, Rheiformes, Rheidae.
UGUCUCGGGAGCGCGGCUGCCGCCGCUGGCUCCUUCUCGCUGCUUUCGCCCACCUCCUCUUCCUUCUCCCGCCGCUGCGCAGCCGGGGCUUCACUGGUAAGACCUGCCAUCAGGAAUCCCAGUUUCCUGGGGCUUAUGGGAAAGCAAAGAAGACUUGCUGUUGAUGGAGAAGAAUCAGAUUAGGGAACGCUUAAACAAACUGGACAUAUACAAGUCUCUGGGCCCUGAUAGGGAGGCACCCAUGAAUGCUGAGGGAGCUAGAAAAUGUCUUUGCGAAGAAUUUCCAGAGUACUGGAAGAAAGCAAAUGUCACCCCUAUCUUCAAGAAAGGCAUUGAAUCGUAGAAUCAUAAGGUUGGAAGGGACCUCUGGAAAUCAUCUAGUCCAACCUUCAGCGUAGCCCAUACAGGGAUUGAACCUGUGACCGUGGCAUUAGCAGCACCAUGCUCUAACCAACUGAGCUAAACCUACCCCCGAAACUCGCUCACGCAUUUCUACGUGACUGGCACAACUCUCCGUGUACCUGCACCUCUGCGGUGAGGCCCAUCGGUGUAGCCUUAGCCGGGUAUUAUUUUUGUCAUCAGAACACUGCUGUGACAGCCCUUCGCCUGCCUGGCCGGAGGGUAGGAAGAAGCAAAGCCGCAUAUCGCCAAGCAAUUCGGCCGCCCCAUGCCAGGAGCCCUCGGGCAGCCUCACCGGUGCCGUCUUUGCCUUGUGUCACCCCUGCCUGGUUCCAGGGUGCCCAUGACUGGCAUUCAUAGAAUUGCUUUUGCAGUAAGUAUAGUUCCUGAAGGUGCAGAAGAAAAGACUGAACUACCAGUGCUGCAGGUAAUUGUCAAGUAUGACCUGUGCUCUGUAUGCCACACAGCACAUAACUUGUCUGCAUGAAAAGUUAAUCUCAUUAUAUUGACUAGGAUAUAGGUUAAUUUAGAAUGUGAAGUCUGAAAAAAGUGGAACAAUGGAUAAAAUAAGCAGAGAGUGCAAUGUAGCAUUCUGCAGUGGCUGGUGUGCAAAGAGCUGCCUGUGUGGGGAUGUUGUAUUACAGUCCAGCCAAAAGAUCGUGGUGGUGUGUCUUAGUGAUGUUGGGUCAUCAUUGCCGGGCCAUGGCAAAAAGGUUUCAGAAUUAAAAGCGAUUGUAUUUAUCAUCCAGAGUCAAAGUAAUUCUUUUCAUUCCAAGAGAGCAGAAGAUCUAAAAAGAGAUAUUUUAAAACAGGCUGCAGAUCUUGGAAAGGAAUUACCUACGGUUCUGCUUAUUCAUCAGAUGGACAGACAUGAAGGUGCAUGGACCAUAUUGCCAUUAAUGAGAGACUUCUCUGUUACCUAUGGUAGGAACUCCUCAUGGAUUUUCUUCUGUGAAGAAGAUACAAGAGUACAAGUUGUAAAGCUUCUGGAAACACUUCGAAGAUUUGACAAGUCUAAGGAGUGGUUUUUAGGUAAAGCAUUGUAUGAUGAAGAAUCUACGAUAAUUCACCACUAUGCCUUUGCUGAAAAUCCUACAGUCUUUAAAUUUCCAGAUUUUGCAGCUGGUUGGGCACUUAGCAUUCCACUUGUUAACAAGCUUGCGAACAAGUUGAAAAGUGAACCACUCAAGUCAGACUUCACAAUAGAUUUAAAACAUGAGAUCGCACUAUAUAUUUGGCAGAAAGGAGAGGGACCACAUCUUACUCCAGUGCCUGAGUUCUGUACAAAUGAUGUGAACACAUAUACAGUUAAUCAUUGUGCAACAACAUUCAGUAGUUUUCUGCCACUUUGUGGAGAGCCAGUGAAAAAGGAAGAUGUAUUUGUUGCUGUAAAAACAUGUCAGAAAUUCCAUGGAGAUAGAAUACCAGUUGUAAAGCAGACUUGGGAAAGAGAGGCUGCCCUUAUUGAAUACUACAGUGAUUAUGCAGAAAUCUCCAUUCCUACUAUAGAUUUAGGAGUACCUAAUACUGACAGAGGUCACUGUGGGAAAACUUUUGCCAUUUUGGAAAGGUUUUUGAAUCAGAGCUCUUCCAGAACUCCUUGGUUAGUCAUUGUGGAUGAUGACACAUUGAUAAGCAUCUUCAGACUCCGAAAACUGCUCAGCUGCUAUGACCCAAAUGAACCAGUAUUUCUUGGAGAGCGUUAUGGUUAUGGCUUGGGAACAGGAGGAUAUAGUUACAUCACUGGAGGAGGAGGGAUGGUUUUCAGCAGAAUAGCUGUCCAGAAACUGCUUGCUAGUAAAUGCCGCUGUUAUAGCAUGGAUGCUCCUGAUGAUAUGGUCCUUGGGAUGUGCUUCAGUGGCUUAGGAAUCCCGAUAACACAUAGUCCACUCUUCCAUCAGGCACGGCCAAUGGACUAUCCAAAAGACUACCUUUCUCACCAAGUUCCAGUAUCAUUUCACAAGCAUUGGAAUAUUGAUCCAGUGAAGGUAUAUUUCACAUGGCUGGCACCAAACACAAAAAAUUCCCUUCAUGGAAAGAAAGCUGGAUAUAACAGGGAGGAUUUAUAAGCAGCAGAGAAUUUAACUUUUGAUUAAUGUACUGCAGAUGAGAGACAGUCACUAACUAUGAUUUCUUUGUGUUCUUCUCAUAUUGUUCACUGUUUAUGACAUAGAAGAUACUAUAACGAACAGGAACAAAACAUUGAUUCAGAGCAAUGGAAGAAGGCACCUAACUGAUUUUUCAAUUUCUUUCGUUAAGCUUGAUUUCUUUUUAAAAUGUCUCAUACAACAUUAUCUAUGUUCAGUUUUGAACUUUGAGUCAGACAUCAUCAAUUUACAUUUUCUUUCUCCUUGUUUGAAAAGCUGAAGUUCUUCAUUGCCUAAUAUUGAACAUGGCUCUUGCUUCAGAAAACAGUUCUCUAAACUAUUCUGGACCAGAUUCUUGGUAAUUCAGAAAGGAGAUGUGACUAGGAGCUAGACUGAAGGCUAUGUUCCUUGAAUACUCAUUUCAAACAGAAAUGCUAUAGUUUCAUGGGAUAGAUGGACCAAGCAUGCACCACUGUACCUUGAAGUGGAUUAGCAUCUGUGAGGAAAGUGACAUUCAAAAUCUAAAAAAGGUAAAGGACUGAGAUUUUUUUUUUUCAAGUGGCCAUAAGAGGUCACUGUGGCUCCUUUAGAAACCUAUGUCACUGUGUAUCUGUUUGGCAAAUAUGAAUGUAACUGUUAAGGAUUUUUGAAGAACUAACACUUCAGUAUUUCUGUGUGCAUUUCCAUAGUAUGUGGAUGCCAACUUUAAAAAGUUUGCAAUAUUCCUAAUUUAUAUCGUUGAGUAAUUUUAUGCACAGAACAUGUAAAGAGGGAUUCAUAUUUAAAAUGUUCUUGAUUUUUUCUUUGUGUAAUUCAGUCUUGUAAAACUGUACAAAAUCUCUUUAGUAUGUUCUAAACUAAUUUUUAUACUGUAAAACUGUUCCUUUUAAGACAACAGUAUAUGACAUUUGUAUACUGUUAUCUAACUUUGCUUGCUAUAUUGUAACCAAAUACAGGGUCUUAAAGCCAUACAGCUGAAGUCAUUUGUGGUUUGUGUUGUUUUAUCAGUAGGUUAGAAUUUGAUUCCAUUCCAAUGUAAUGCAAUACUUGUUUCAGAUCUAAAUAGGGGAGUCACUGAUUCUUCUUUCAGUAAUAGCUGAAGUUAUAUAAAUGUUUGUUUGUGAAUGGAGCUUGUUGAAUUUUAAGCCGUUGAAUAGCAAGCACGUAUUCACAAUAGAGUCAAAUACUGAUUAAAGAGGAGUAAUCCAUGUCAUGUUUUUUCUUCUUUCUUCCCACUAUCAGUGCCUUAAACAGUAGACAUUUUGCUGAUACUAGGGCUUUGUUCUCUGGUACCAUGGAUGUAUCAUUAACUGUGUUUGCUGUUUAGAACUGUGAGAGCUGAAAGCUGAAUAAAAACGUACUUGUUUAA